Messenger RNA from Ostreobium quekettii, 403 nucleotides. The record is from the annotation of a GenBank genome assembly. Lineage: Eukaryota; Viridiplantae; Chlorophyta; Ulvophyceae; Bryopsidales; Ostreobiaceae.
AUGGAGGACCUCAAAGUCGCGCAGGACGUCCUCAGCGAGGUGCUGAGCGGCCGCAUUCCCGAAUGGUCCGUCAUCACGCUGCUGGCCACCAGGAUGAUUGGAUACUGCAUAAUGGUGGCUGCUGCUGUCACGAAAGUUCCCCAGAUACUGGCUGUUAUUAGGAACAAGAGUGCAGAGGGAUUGAGUGUGAUUUCGUUUGAACUUGAGCUCCUGGGCACGGCAUUGCAUAUGUCAUAUGGUUACGCGCACAACCUGCCCAUCAGUGCUUAUGGCGAGGCCAUCGUGAUGUUCAUCCAGAGUGUCGUUCUGAACACGGCGAUCUACAACUAUGCGAAAACACCGACGAUCCGGCCUACAGUUAUUUAUUUGGCAAUGGGCUAUGGGCUGGCAUUUGUGUUGAGAG